AUGAAAGAUAAUAAAAUUAGCCCCGACAAUAUUCUCAAUUCAUUAGAUUCGCUUACUUCAAUUGAAACUAUUAAUAAAAAAGAAAAACAUAAUAAUAAAAACAAGAUAGUCAAUAUAUUGAAAUCAUUUAUUAAAAAUUUAAAUUUCUUUGGUAAAAAGACAGACAAUGGUAAACCAAAAGAAGAAUACGGUGGUAGUGACAGGAGUGAUUCAAAGGUAUCAGAAAACGUUGAUUGCAGUGAUAAAAACAAGAUAGUCAAAGUCAUUACAUUGGAUUCAUUAACUAACUUAUCAGAAAAAAAGACAGAUGAUGAUAAAUCAAAAGAAGGGCACGGUGAUAGUGACAGAAGCAAUUCGAAUAUACCAGCAAAUGUUGACAAUUUCUUUAAAAAAAAAAUUUAUGUUGAUAAAGAAAGAGAUAAAAAUAGUAUUGUCUAUAUUGAUGCUAAAAAGAAUUCAUUUACUGAUUUAAAUGAGUUUUUUAAUAAAACAACUGACAAUGAUAAACAACAAGCAGACAAUUUUAAUCUACCAGAAAAAGCCGUUGAUGUUUAUAAAAAUAAUAAUACAGUCCGUUUGUUUAUCGGUUUAUUUAAAGCUUUUAAUGAAAAAAUAGGCAAUGAUGUGAAGGACGAUUUUGUAGAAAAUUUCAAGUAA
Molecule: messenger RNA, 657 nt
Organism: Entrophospora sp. SA101
Lineage: Eukaryota; Fungi; Glomeromycota; Glomeromycetes; Entrophosporales; Entrophosporaceae
Source: the annotation of a GenBank genome assembly